Molecule: messenger RNA, 3480 nt
Organism: Corticium candelabrum
Lineage: Eukaryota; Metazoa; Porifera; Homoscleromorpha; Homosclerophorida; Plakinidae
Product: integrator complex subunit 8-like
Exons: 31
Coding region: 483-3374 (963 amino acids)
Biological process (GO): snRNA 3'-end processing
Cellular component (GO): integrator complex
Source: RefSeq, a predicted model, not a curated record
AUGCUGUUCACGUACGAAAAUUUAUUAUGGUCGAACAACUUCUAGUUCCGUUAGCAGAUUAUUCGUGGAUUUGGACGUUGGAGGUUUUGUUUGAGCAGUUACUUUACGCAGCAGUUGGCACGAUCUACUCUCUGUUUUUCUUCUACUUUGCUUGCUUGACUCUUCUCGACGUUGCCGACUGGGUGAAGAAGACGGACAUAUAUCGUGAACGUAUUGUAGGUUGUCUCCUUAUCCUAGGGAGUGUGACCGUAUUAGGUUACUUUACUUACUCGGCAUUGUACUAUUUUGCUGUUGGCGGAUAUUUUGGGAUUUACGCUGUUCUAACGUCAAAUCAAGACUGGCUUGUAUGGAUUCCAUCAUAUCAUUUACCAUAAACGUGAAAUUUCAUAAUUUACUAGUCACUAUUAACUAGAGUCUAGCAUAUAAAUUCAUAUGAUAUCAAGUGAUUAUUAGUUGUUUAUCCGGGAUGUUCGCGAUCAAAGAUGGCUGAAGCCGCGUUUAUGCCUUUUUUAGGUCCUCCGAUGCCUAAGCUACCAAAACUCGAUCGCACUACUUUAUCAUGUCUGGAUUUUGCCAUUAACGAGUCGCUUCUUGAUAACCAUUUAGCGGAAUGGAAGAGUGAUGGUGUUGACCCUAGCCCUGCUGAACUCAUAAAUGGCUUCUUAGAAAUGUCUUGGAGAGUAUACACAGAGUCUCCAAAGUUGACUAUAAGGAAUGAAGAACGUGAAAUCAAGCGUCCUCCACCAUUGUUUUGGAUAAAGUUAGCACUAAGGGUAGCAUCAAGUUGUGAAUGGGAUCUUCAAAUGAUUGAGAAGAAGCUUCCCUUUCAAGCUCAGAGGUCAUUGUUUAUUGGACUUCUCACUGAUGGCGUGCAGGCUUUAGAGAUUCCAGUGGCUGAUUUGAAAUUGGAGAAGAUCGACAGCGUUGUGGCUAUGGCAUACAUCUUAUACUAUAGCUGGGUUAUGCAUGUCUCACUGCACUGUUCACUGUGCCAGUCAAUACAGAAAAAGGAAGCACCGAUGUCUUCUCCAUCCAAAGAAGAAGUGUUGGAACAACUUACACCACACGCUUUAAGAAUUUUAUCUCAAGCAACUGAAAUACAGAAAUCUCUUCCUUUACCAACAUUUACUGCAUCUGGUCUUGUGGAGUCAUCUUGUGUAGUGCCUUGUGAUGCAAUACAUUGUCAGGUGGCAUUUGAUUUGGGUCAGUUUCACUUUUUGCAUCAAGAAGUUGACAAAGCAAGGUCUCUCUUCACAGCAUGUCAGAAACUAUUGCCGAGUGUUGCAACUCAUUCAUUUGUUGAAGUUGACCACAGUAAAUUGGCUGGUUAUCUAUGUGCAUGUGGAUUGAGUUCUGAUGUGAAGUCACCUUUACAGUCUGAUUUGAUGUUUAGAGCUGAACAAAGUAGACACCAGAGUUACAAGGGUAUUGUAGAUGUUUUGAUGGACGACAUUGUGAAACGUCAAUUGUCUGUAGAUUACAGACAGUUUGUAGAGGAGGAGUUGGCUAAGGUAGCAGACCUGCAAAGUGUGUAUCGACUAGUGUGCUUGUGCAAUGCUGUUCGAGCUGUGAUUGACUGUCAGCUAAUUCCAUCGACAUUCUGGUCACUGUUUGAGGACUCAAUAUCAAUGCAGAUUACGAAAGAUUUGAGCUUUGUCUGCCAGGCAUGUUCAUUGUUGGUCAGAGAAAUGGAGACAAAUGUAACUAUCAAAAAAUCAGUGGGUUUACUGUUGAGGGAACUGUGUUUGAGACUUCGGAAACACGAUGUUUUAUCUGUAGUACAGCAAAGUAAUGUCAGCAAGUGUUUCAGUGAAGAGGACUGGAAGAUCAUAGAGGGAGUGUGCAGAGAAAAAAGUCCAAGUACUGACAUCACAAUUUGUCCACUUCCUAGAGUAGAAAUUAAGCACUUUGAUUCUGGAGCUCAAAUUUGGUUUCUUCUUGAUCAACUCAGUCAAACUCUUCAGCCAUCUCAUAUUCAUAAUUUGAUUAGUGACCUUACACAUGUUGUAAAUAAUUCCGAGGAGGCAGACAUACUUCUAUACAAGCAUUAUGGCAACCAUCCUUACAUUAAUGUUUCAAAACAAAUUCCUGAUAGCUAUGUCAGGCAGUUAUGUUGUGUAUUUCAAUCAAAAGCUCAGCACUGUUUUAAGUUGGAAAUAUAUGAUUCUGCUGUUUCUUUACUCCAAGCAGCAAUAGAGACCAUCAACAAAUGUAAAUCAAAGCAGAGUGAAGUGAUCAAUGUCUUAGAGCAACAAUUUCUGGUUGCUCAAUUGCUUCACACACAAGCAUCAGACUAUCGUCAAGUGAAUCCUCAGUUGUUGAAGAGAGCACGAUGUUUUGUUCAAGUUGCCCAUUCAGCUGAGAGUGGGGCCAAACAAGAUUUAGUGGAGAUGGUUGUAGUGUGUCUUCUGAACAGUCGAGAUUGGGACUUUUUAAUUGAUCAGCACCAAUACAAUGGAGAACUAUGGUACCAGUUAGCUUGUUGCUGUAAAUUUGUUUUUGCUUCACAAGACUUGACUUUACGGGGAUUUUCAUCUCAUUUGUGGAAAUUAGUUUUGGCGAUCUUGAGCAGAGACUUGGGAAAGACUGAACAGCUAGAGGAAGAACGAAGGAAGCCAACUUCCUGCCAUUCAUUAUUGAAAUUCUCUAAUCAAAUUAAGGAUAGUACUGCUCUUUCAUUGCUUAUUUCAUGUCUAGUGAAGCUGAGCAAUUUGAUCAGGCUAAGCAAGACCAUGUCUGGUAAUAUUCCCCUUGUUGUAGCACUUCACACAGAUAUGUGGUCAAAUGAAGUAUCUUGUGAGUUGCCACUGGACUAUGUCAAUGGAACUGUGAUGAGCAUGUUGAAUAGGGCAAUCCAAGUUGGAGGACCAAAUCCUUUCUGGCUUCGAAGUAGAGCAGAUCUUCUAUUCGUGGAACGAGAUUAUCGACCUUCAUUGAAAAAUUAUUUGGAGGCAGGAGCUGCAGCUUCAAAUUUCUUUGCAAAAGAAGUUCCACCUGAUAUCUGGAGUAACGAUAUAUACUUUCGACUAGUUGAAAUUUGCAAUGUACUUGGAAUGCACAUGCAGGCUGCUGUCAUUUGUCAAUGCACAGAGCCUGUUGAUCAUGAUACUGCAUUCAAGUCUUUGCAACAAGCAUUUAGUCAAGGAUCUCUGGAAGACUAUCAUGACUGUGUUUGGGAUGUCUCCAUACUAGAGUUUAUGAUCAAAAUGCAUACAAAACAUGGACAACAAGAAAAAAGAGCUCUUGCAGUACAGGCGCUAAGUCAAGCACAGCUGAACAGUUGCAAUCUACCCGAGGUUUUGUGUCAAGCAGCAAACAUUAGAAAAGGAAAGUUUUUUAGAAUGUUAGCAGAUCGAUUGUUGUCAGGUUGCUGACAUUAUCGUGUGCUGUUAGUGGAACAACAUCCGUAAUAUAAGAAGUUUCUAUUCAGUUAACAAUUAGGUCUGAUGUUGCGAUAUAUCUAUAUCAUGUGUUGCAUAA